Molecule: messenger RNA, 1197 nt
Organism: Belonocnema kinseyi
Lineage: Eukaryota; Metazoa; Arthropoda; Insecta; Hymenoptera; Cynipidae
Gene: HGTX
Product: homeobox protein Nkx-6.2-like
Exons: 4
Coding region: 1-1197 (398 amino acids)
Biological process (GO): cell differentiation; regulation of transcription by RNA polymerase II
Cellular component (GO): nucleus
Molecular function (GO): RNA polymerase II cis-regulatory region sequence-specific DNA binding; DNA-binding transcription factor activity, RNA polymerase II-specific
Source: RefSeq, a predicted model, not a curated record
AUGGUGUGCUCCUUGACUACCGACAGGAGCUUCUGUGAUCGAGGCGAAGUGGAUUUGCAUUCAAGAACCAGCGCGGUUAGUGACGCGGAUAUCAACGAGAACAUGUCCUCGCUGAGCGAUGCCCAUAGGCGAAAUAGCCACCUGGAUGGGGACCACAGUUCCUCGCCGGGUUCUUCUUUGGGUUCAUGUUCACCUCCACCUACUUCAAGUCAUUCACCACCACCGCCAAGACCACCUUGGUUGCACGACUUCCAUGCCGCUGCUUCACCCCAUGUCCUCCAAUUUCUGAACCUCAGUGCCGCCGGGGGUGGAAUGUUGGGCAGCCAACCGUUGGCAGCCCUCCACUCCAUGGCAGAGAGAAGUCAUCACCAGCAACAGCAACAUGCCGGGAUUCAAUUGUCUGGAGUUUCAGCACAGUUGCAAACCCAAUCCCAGGGUCAGACUUCUCCAACGGGAAGCGGGAAGCACAGUCCGGCUACUUCGAUUACGUCCGUCGGCAGCAAUCCGCACGGCAUCGAUACUAUUCUCUCAAGACCAGUGGCUACUCACCAUCAAGUCCCUGUUUCCUCGUCGCAUGGACUACCGGCGACCCCUCAUUCCCAACAUUUGACAACACCCCGGUAUGCGAUGCAUACUGGGUUUACAGCUUCUACGGGAAUCAGUCAAUUCCAACAACGAACAGAACCCCGACAUCCGGCUGUUUAUUGGCCAGGUUUGCAGGGAUUGGUUAGUGAUCCCCUGGCUUGGAGAGCUAGAUUACAUUCCUUGUCACAGCAAUUAGGUUGUCAGCAGGCAAUGACUGGAGCAGGAGGCGGCGGUGCAGGGGAGCACGAGAGUGGCAAGAAAAAACAUACGAGGCCAACGUUCAGUGGACAACAGAUCUUCGCUCUCGAGAAAACCUUUGAACAAACGAAGUACCUUGCCGGUCCUGAACGAGCUAAACUCGCAUAUGCUUUGGGCAUGUCGGAAUCUCAAGUUAAGGUCUGGUUCCAGAACAGGCGGACGAAGUGGCGGAAGAAGCACGCGGCAGAGAUGGCGACGGCCAAGAGACGGCAGGAAGAAGUCGAGGGUGUCGUGGCUGACGGCGAAGACGGAUGUAGCGAUGGAGAAGCCGAUGGUAACGCCAAUGGGAACGAAAACGGCGACACAGCCGCAAAAAGGCUCCGUAGGGAGCUGGAACAGCAAUAUGGACCGUGA